This is a messenger RNA of Cladophialophora yegresii CBS 114405, 1923 nucleotides long. RefSeq lists its product as uncharacterized. Bases 1 to 1923 code for a protein of 640 amino acids. NCBI's taxonomy places the organism in Eukaryota, Fungi, Ascomycota, Eurotiomycetes, Chaetothyriales, Herpotrichiellaceae. The transcript has 2 exons. The record is from RefSeq and is a predicted model, not a curated record.
AUGUCUACUUCCAAGCCUCUUCCCUACUUUACAUCCUUGAACAGCCCUCUCACCACCCGUGCCCAAGUCGUGGAUGUGUGCAAGUCACUAUUGAACCCCCUGCUACCUUUUUUCUCGCCGGGCAAGACCAGAUUGCGCCUCGGUGCCACAGCAACCCGAUAUGAUGAAGCCGGUGCACAGCUCGAAGGCUUCACCAGGCCCAUGUGGGGUUUUGGAGCCUUGCUCGCUGGUGGUGAGUCGUUCGAAGGCGCCGACUUCUGGCUAGAGGGGAUACGCAAUGGGACGGACCCUGAUCACCCUGAGUUCUGGGGUUGGUCCAAGGACUUGGAUCAGCGGAUGGUGGAAAUGUGUCCCUUGGGCUUUGCGCUGUGUGUUGCGCCCAAGCAGUUGUGGGAUCCGUUGACGGAAAGGGAGCGCGAGAACGUUCGCGUGUGGCUCGACAUCAACAAGAAGGAAAUGCCGAACACGAAUUGGCUGUGGUUUCGUGUCUUUGCAAACCUGGCGUUGAUGAAGAACGGGGCUGCCUAUGACGCUGAGCGACUCGAGGCCGAUCUCGACCAUCUGGAUACUUUCCAUCGUUCUGGGGGCUGGAGUAACGACGGGCCCCGCGAUGCACUUCAGAUGGAUUACUACUCGGGCUCAUUUGCCAUCCAGUAUCUGCAGCUUUUGUAUGCGAAAAUCAACGGCGACAAAGACCCCAAGCGGGCACAAGAGUACAAGAGUCGAGCGAGAAUGUACGCGAAAGAUUUCUUGCAUUACUUCGACGAGCAAGGUCGAGCCAUAACGUUCGGACGCUCACUCACGUAUCGAUUUGCCAUGGCCGGCUUUUGGGCCGCCGUCGCGUUUGCAGAUCUGGAACUCGAGGCACCGCUGGGUUGGGGAGUGGUGAAAGGCGUCCUUCUGCGCAACCUCCGUUACUGGUCUCGGCAAAAGGACAUUCUGAACGGAUCAGGCAUCUUGACCAUCGGCUACGGCUACCCUAAUCAAUUCAUAUCCGAGAACUACAACUCCCCGGGCUCUACGUAUUGGUUCAUGCUGUCCUUCGCAGCCUUGGCCCUACCGGAAUCACAUCCCUUCUGGCAGAGCGAGGAGCAAGCUUAUCCUUCUGAUUCGAUACCGCCAAUCUUGCCGCUCGAGCAUCCCAUGCAUAUCAUGGUGAAGAGAGGUGGGCAUACGUUUCUUCUAUCUUCAGGGCAGAUGUGCCACUACCCGAUGAGAGCUUCGGAAAGCAAGUACGGCAAAUUCGCAUAUAGCUCGGCCUUUGGGUACUCCGUUCCGACAGGUGGGUAUUUUGUUGAAGCCAUCGGUGGCGACAACGUGCUCGCACUGUCAGAUGAUGCAGGGGAGACCUGGAAGGUGCGAAGGAAGCCAUUAAAUGCACGGCUCGAGACAAUCGAGGGUACACCAGUGCUGAUAUCGGAGUGGAAGCCAUGGUUCGAUGUUGUGGUCGAGACCUAUCUGAUUCCCCCUUCGGAAGCCACCCCGAAUUGGCAUCUACGCCUCCAUCGCAUCACCAGCGGCGGCAGAAACUUGAAGACAAGCGAAGGCGCAUUUGCUCUCAAUGGCGUUGCUACCAAGGACGAACGAGAGCUUCAGACGAUGAAUGAAGAGAAGAGCGAAGGGCGGCAGGAGAGCAAUGGUGAAGCCGUUGCCGUGACCCGAGGUGGUGCUGUCGGUAUCGUCGAGCUAGCGCAGCCCACGCGCGCCGGCCGAGUCCUGGACGAAGACGCCAACAGCAACCUUAUAGAAAGCAGAUCCGUGCUGCCCAGCUUGGCCAUGGACGUGCCCGCGGAUGCAGACAUCUGGCUCACGACGGCCGUGUUCGCCAUCCCCCCCAGUGUUACGGACUAUCAGACGAGAUGGCAAGAUGGCUGGCAGCGGAGGCCAGAUAUCCCAGACUGGAUGAAGAGCAGAAUGGCUUGA